Messenger RNA from Effrenium voratum, 1323 nucleotides. The record is from the annotation of a GenBank genome assembly. NCBI's taxonomy places the organism in Eukaryota, Dinophyceae, Suessiales, Symbiodiniaceae.
AUGGACCGCAUCUUCCUCUACAGGGUCCAGAAGAUUAUGGCAGACUACACGGCGGUACUCAUGAGCAUCUACUGGCCUCCCAUGGUGCAGGUCAUGUGCGCCUUUGUGUCGCUGGGCUACGUCUGGCGAAAGCGCUCAGUCACGAAGGAUCCCAGCUACGGCCUCGGCUGGUUUUCCCCGUGGAGUGCAAAGGCAUCCUCCCAGGGGGCUGUGCCGCAGCUCUGGAUCGCCCAGUUCGCCUUUUGGGACCAGCUGAAUGCCGUGUUGUCGGCCCCACCUUCGCCCUUCAUCCCCAUGGUGCUGCAGACGCCGCUGAAUAACAUGGUGGUCUUUUGGACUGGCCUUAUCGCUUACUUCUACCUGCACACGCGCUUCAAGCAGGUCCACUAUGCAGGCAUUUGCCUGAUCCUUUGCUCCUGCCUGGUGGGCGUCUUGGUGGAGCUGCAAGGCCCCGCGGCCAAGAUCUGCGAUGGCCUCGACACCGCCCAGGAGACGCUGACAAACCCCGCGCUGCCUGUGCAGGAGGCAACCAGGUGGCUAGUGGGCAAUGCCUCGGACGAGUGCACCAGCGGAUUGCCGCCAUACAAGGAUUCCAACGGACAGGUCAUCUACAUCCCCCUGGGCACCUUGGUGUUGAUGUACGGCCUCUACAUCGUUGCGGUCGUCCCCUCCGCCUUCAGCAACUGCUACAAGCAGAAGAAGCUGAAACAGGUGAACCUCGACGUGAUGUGGUCCUUCUUCUGGUCGGGGAUGUGGCAGGUGCUGUGGGGGGUGCUGCUGUAUCCGCUGAACUGGGUGCCUUGGCCCACUCCCACGGGCCACAACGAGGCGACCCCGGCCCACAUGGGCCAGGACUUGAAGGACUCAUGGACCUGCUUCAUGGGCACGAACCCGAAGCCCAGCAUCACCACCUGCGACUCGGAGCCGGCCUACCUCUGGUUCGCCGCGUACCUGCUCUUCAACGUCUUCUUCAACUUGUUCUUCCUGUGGCUGAUCAAGCGCUUGUCGGGCACCUGGGCCUCCAUCGGCUCCAUCCUCUGCGGGAACCUCUGCGGCUUCUUCAGCCAGUACGAGAUCUUCGCGGGGAAGAGCGCGGCGGCUCUGACUAUGGAGCAGUGGAUGGCACUGGUCUUAUCCUCGAUUGCAAUGUGGGUCUACAACAUUGAGGAUGAGACAGACAUCAAUGGCAAAUCCGUGUACGGCGAGAAGGAGCGAGGGGACCACCGCUACGACUCCGCGGGGCCUUUGGGCUUGGAGCCGGACGCGGACGAGUACGCCUCAGACGACGAGCCCACGGCGCAGGCGCGGCUGAGUGGGAGCUGA